This is a messenger RNA of Kwoniella mangroviensis CBS 8507, 540 nucleotides long. RefSeq lists its product as uncharacterized. The transcript is spliced from 2 exons. The record is from RefSeq and is a predicted model, not a curated record. NCBI's taxonomy places the organism in Eukaryota, Fungi, Basidiomycota, Tremellomycetes, Tremellales, Cryptococcaceae. Gene Ontology annotation, molecular function: hydrolase activity. The coding region runs from base 1 to 540 and encodes 179 amino acids.
AUGGCAGGAUACACGACUUAUCGCGAUCUGGGAUCAGAGUCGAUGAAAGAAGCAGAUGCGAAUAUUCGGGACGCUAUUAAUCGUGGCUUAACCCCGGGACCCAGGCUAUUUGUCGCUACAAGAGUGAUCGCUUCGACCGCGGCUUAUGAACCAAGAACAGAGAAUCAUCUGGGUGGAACCUGUAUGCCCGCAGGGUGUGAUUCCGCAGAUGGUCCAGAUGAAUUAAGGAAAGCCGUAAGAAGAAGAAUAGGCCAUGGAGCAGAUGUCAUCAAGUUUUAUGCAGAUUACUAUCGUCGAGUCAUGAGAUUCCCCCCGAAGCAACAACACCCAUACAUCCCAUCGAUGAAGUUCCAACCUGUCGAUCCUAAUCCCGAUUUAGUCGUGUUUCAAGAUGAAGAGAUGGAUGCGAUAGUCUCGGAGGCUAAUCUGGCGAGGGCACCAACCGUUGCUCAUGCAGAUUCUAAAGAGGGUAUUUUGGCUGCCGCACGGGCUGGUGUCUUGUCUAUAGAACAAGCUUCGCGGGCUGGUGAAGAAGGUUGA